GUUUUAUCAUAAAUUUUCUAUUUUAUUAUAAAUUUUCUCACUUCAGAAACAAAGAAAAGAUUGAUCCGAAAGAAAUCAACGUUUUCAAGUGUCAUCUUGAUCUUAACUUAUGUUCUGAGAGGAUAAGACAGUAGUGUAACGAGGCUGGGACCAGGACUCAAUCAACCUUGUUAAAUUUCUCUAGUUGGGUUUACCACCACAAUACACCAGGAUGGACAGCAGAGACGGAAACGUUCAACAAAAUCACCCCACCCUUUGCAGAAACGGGUGCGGGUUCUACAGUAAUGCUGGGAACGAAGGUUUGUGCAGUGUCUGCUACAAGGAUCUAGUAAAGAAGAAGCAGGCCCCGCCCACCAAUAUGCCGGCCAGCCUUGCACCUACUCCAGGAAGCAUGGCUAGUCUCUCUAUUGAAGACGGAAAUGGCUCUGCAGCUUUUGGAGCAGCUUUCGGCGGAGGAGCAUUCGGAUCCGGAUCCAGUAUCGAGACUGGUGUCCCAACUGUAACUACUGUACCGGAGAAGGUUGAAGAGGUUUGUGUAGCUCCAGGUGGGGGUGGAGAGCAGGAGGGUCAGGAUGGAAAGAAGAAGAAGAACAGGUGCCUGUCUUGCAAGAAAAAAGUGGGACUAACCGGUUUCACAUGCAGAUGUGGCGGAUUGUUCUGCUCCAUACACCGCUACUCAGAUAAACAUGUUUGUGGAUUCGAUUAUAAGGCUCUUGGAGCUGAGGAGAUCAGCAAGAGUAACCCUGUAGUUGUUGCUGAGAAGGUUGCUAAGAUUUAGGAACAUCCAGUAGAAUAUAUUGCUAGUGUAAAUGGUCUCUGGUGUCUUCUCUCAUCUUUCUGUUAAAUCACGUGGAAGUCCUCAACCUUCCGCCUUAGUAUUCCGCUUUUACCUGGCGGUAUAUCCUCUCCGCCUUGGAUAGAAUGUACCCGCCUAUGUAGUGGCGAAUGUCCUGGCAAGAAGGAUGGAGUCUAUAUGAAUAUCGGGAACCGUUAUUAACGGCGCGUGAUUCUACUCCCGGAACAAUAUAUUCUAAACUACCCUUGUGAUAUAAUAGUUGGAAGCUGCGUGUUUUGGUAUGCGUGAAUCAGCGUAAAUAAUACAGUUAAUCCAAUAUUAAAAUAUUCAACUAAUAAAACAACUGGACUGAA
Messenger RNA from Eurytemora carolleeae, 1149 nucleotides. RefSeq names its product zinc finger A20 and AN1 domain-containing stress-associated protein 6. Gene Ontology annotation, molecular function: DNA binding; zinc ion binding. NCBI's taxonomy places the organism in Eukaryota, Metazoa, Arthropoda, Copepoda, Calanoida, Temoridae. The coding region runs from base 212 to 778 and encodes 188 amino acids. The record is from RefSeq and is a predicted model, not a curated record. The transcript has 7 exons.